Theobroma umbraticum is the source of this 277-nucleotide messenger RNA. Its product is annotated as defensin-like protein 1. NCBI's taxonomy places the organism in Eukaryota, Viridiplantae, Streptophyta, Magnoliopsida, Malvales, Malvaceae. Gene Ontology annotation, biological process: defense response. The record is from RefSeq and is a predicted model, not a curated record.
UGUGAAUGUGAUUGAAAUGAAUAAACGUUAAUUAAUUGCUUGAUGCAGCCAGCGGAGGGUAGAGUUUGCGAGUCAAAGAGCCAUAAGUUCCAGAGCCCAUGUUUGGGUGACCACAACUGUGCGCUGGUGUGCAGAAACGAAGGUUUCUCAGGUGGCAGAUGUCGAGGAUUCCGUCGCCGUUGCUUCUGCACUAAGCUUUGCUAGCUCAUGGAAAGGAUGCAAUGCGUGCCCCAUAGCUUUAUUCCUAGUACUUUUGGCCUUUAGGUUUUCAAUAAGG